Messenger RNA from Thecamonas trahens ATCC 50062, 1521 nucleotides. Its product is annotated as aldehyde Dehydrogenase. The record is from RefSeq and is a predicted model, not a curated record. Lineage: Eukaryota; Apusomonadida; Apusomonadidae. Gene Ontology annotation, molecular function: lactaldehyde dehydrogenase (NAD+) activity. Bases 1 to 1521 code for a protein of 506 amino acids. The transcript has a single exon.
AUGGCCCUCUCCCGCACAUCAUCGGCCCUCAACUCAGCCCUCGCCUCGGGCUUGUGGCUGGCCGGCCGCGCCGUCGCAGGCGCCGCUCCCCCGCUCGCUCUCGUCGACAAGCACAGUCUCGAGACCGUGGCUGAGGUGCCAACCGCGUCGGCCGACCAGAUCGCCUCGGCAGUGACUGCCGGCGUGACCGAGGGCAAGCCCGCCAUGGCUUCACUCCCGCUCGCCGCCCGCCGCGACGUGCUCAACGCCGCCUCGGGCGCCCUCGCCGCCGCCCGCGAUGACUUUGCCUCGGCCCUCAUGAUUGAGGCCGGCAAGACGGCUGACGCCGCCCGCGGCGAGAUCGACCGCGCCGUCGCUACCUUUCGACUCUGCGCCGAUGCCGUCGGCUCAUCGCGCUCGCUGGAGGAGGCUGGCCGCCUCGGCGCCCAUCCCUCGGGCGCCGGCUAUGAGUACGUCCGCCGGCCAUUCCCUAUCGGCCUCAUCUCCGCCAUCGCACCCUUUAACUUUCCCGUCAACCUCGCGGUUCACAAGAUCGGGCCUGCCAUUGCAGCCGGCUGCCCAGUGAUCCUCAAGCCGUCGCCGGCGACCCCGGCCACCGCCCUCAUGCUGGGCAAGAUCCUGGCAGAUGCUGGCCUUGCAGACGUUCCGGGCUCCUUCUCCAUCCUCCCAGCUCACGACGACGACGCGCCGCUCUUUACCUCCUCGCCGGGCAUUGACUGCAUCUCGUUCACUGGCUCGCCCAAAGUGGGCUGGGGCAUCAAGGCCUCUGCGCCAGGCGCCGGCCGGACCAAGGUCGUGCUUGAGCUUGGCGGCAACGCUGCAGCCAUCGUCGAUGCCGGCGCUGACGUCGCCGCCGCCACCUCCGCCAUUGCCCGUGCCGGCUUUGGCCAGGCCGGGCAGUCAUGCAUCUCGGUCCAAAACGUGUUCCUGCACUCAUCCAUCGCACCUGCUGCCACCGACGCGCUCACCACUGCCGUCGCCGCCCUUCCGCGCGGCGAUCCGGCCGAGCCGGGCGUCGUCUGUGCCCCGAUGAUCUCACCGGCUGCCGCCGCCGCCCUCGCUGACAAGAUUUCCGACGCUCUCGCCCGCCCGGGCUUUUCGGCGCUCGUCGGUGGCGACCGCCCACAGCAAGGCUCCAACGUUGUUUCGCCGACGCUCAUCGCCGCGCCGCCAUCGACCACCGAUGCCUUUGACGCCCCGCUUUGCGCCGAGGAAGCUUUUGGCCCAGUCGUCAUCCUGCACACCUUUGACGACCUUGACGCCGUCUUUGACACCAUCAACGCCGGGCCGUUUGGACUCCAGACCGGUAUCUUCACCCCCUCGCUCGCCGCCGCCCAUCGCGCCUUUAACAAGCUCGACAUGGGUGGCGUUGUCAUCAACGACGUGCCCACCACCCGCAUGGACGCCAUGCCCUACGGCGGCGUCAAGGACUCGGGCGAGGGCUUUGAGGGCCCGACCUACGCCAUCGAUGAGUUCUCCGUCCCGCGGCUCAUGCUCAUCAACACCGGCUCACUCCUGUAG